Molecule: messenger RNA, 1423 nt
Organism: Populus trichocarpa (black cottonwood)
Lineage: Eukaryota; Viridiplantae; Streptophyta; Magnoliopsida; Malpighiales; Salicaceae
Product: RING-H2 finger protein ATL20
Exons: 2
Coding region: 90-1247 (385 amino acids)
Molecular function (GO): polysaccharide binding
Source: RefSeq, a predicted model, not a curated record
GGAAGCCCCGCCAGUGCAGCCCGUCAACCAGAAAUAAAUCAAUAAUAAAACCCUGCCCAUAAAAGCUUUGUAUUUUUAGUUCCCAAAAAAUGGCUCCUUCAACUCUCUUCCUCUUAGUACUCUCUGUACUGAUCUUCCUUCAAAAAGCAAACAGCAAUAAAAUUCCUUGCCAUAAUCCAUGCCUUAGAAACAAACUAGAGGUUCGAUUCCCUUUCGGAUUUGAUAAUAAUAGAUGCCGCUAUCCAGGUUUCAAUCUCUCAUGCAACGAUCUCCAGAACCAGAUUAUCCUCAACCUCCCAAACACAGGCAACUUCACUGUCCAAAACAUCAACUACCGAAACCAAACAGUAACUAUAACGGACCCACAAAACUGCCUUCCGAAGAAAUUCAUGGACUCUUCAUUUGACCUUUCAGGAUCUCCUUUCAUUCCUGAACACUAUAAUCAUUCCUUCACCUUCCUAAACUGCUCAUCAAAUUCUUCCACCACUGUAUCUGGGCUAAGGCGUAUUGAUUGCCUUAGCAACGAGAACUUUACUGUUGUGGCCAUGCUAAUUAAUUAUGAGUCGUUACCUUACAUGCCAGCACCUGCAUCUUGUACAGAACUGAAGAAAAGAGUGUUCGUUCCGGUUCUUUGGUCUCGUUGGUCAGAUAGUGAAGCGAAAUUAAAAUGGAAUGAAUCCUAUUGUCGACGGUGUGAAAAGGACGGCGGGACUUGUGGAUUCAAGGGGGAUACUGGUCUGACCAUUGAAUCCAAAGGUCGACGUAGCAACGGUCCUCUCCCAAGAAGUGCAAAAUAUGGCAUCGUACUGGGUGCUGGAAUACCAGGGCUGCUAUGCAUCUUUGGGAUUGGUUCUUACCUGUUUGGUCGACUCAAGGAAUAUAGCGGUGGCAAUCAACCCACCACCGAAUUCUCCACCGCAAUUGCUCCACAACCAAGCGUAGUAAUUACUGGUCUUGAUGCACCAACAAUAGAAUCUUACCCCAAAACCCAACUUGGCGACAGUGGAAGAUUGCCUAAGCCUAACGACAACACUUGUCCUAUAUGCUUAUCUGAAUAUCAGCCCAAGGAUACACUGAGGACUAUCCCUGACUGCAGCCAUUACUUCCAUGCUAAUUGCAUAGAUGAAUGGCUUAAAAUGAAUGCAACAUGUCCAUUGUGUCGGAAUUCGCCAGAUGGGUCAUCUGUAAUGACCCCUUCCUCUCCCUUGUCCUCUUCGUCAUCCUCAUUAUCAACACCAUUGCCAUAGAUGAUGACUGGUUAUAUUAUACAGGGUAUUUUUUGCUAGGUUUUGAUUGUCAAUCGUACAUGUGUAUUGCUUGAUGUGUGUGUAUAUGUAUUCACUAGUGGUGGCCAACCAUGUAUGUACUUCAUUUGAUUUUGGGAAGUUCUAUAUGAAAUACCAAAGAGAGAAGGUAGAGGAUA